AAGUCGUAAAUAUUACGUCUGAAUAAAUAUAUAGCAGUAUGCAGUUAGACUCGGAGUAGUCAAAUCUCAAUAAUACACCAUGGAGAGAUUUUACACAUGCAGUUGCUUUUUCAGAGAUAAUAUUUUUCUUGAGGAAUACAAACUUCAUGUUCGUUUCGUCUCAGAAAGCCAGUUCAGGAAUGAUUAUCAAAAUAUCCUCAGAUCCCUGGGCUGUGUGUCUGAGUCUCAGUUCAGAGACGUGAUUGGAAAGAUUCAUGCAGAAAUUGAGAGACGCCAGAAUCAUAAAUUGAAAUCAGCAGAGAGAGCAGCUACCAUAAAGGAGAUUUAUACACCUCUACAUCAACAUGUUUAUCAUCUACAUGAAUCAUUCCUGGCCCCAGAGCUUUUACAGCUGGUCAAAUACUGUGCUUCAAGUGAUGCAACCGUGGAAGGACUAACGUUAUUGAAACUCAUCCAGACAGAAGCAGGUGAGCUUCUUUACUCAUGCUCCAAUUUAGACCGUUUGACCAUCAAAUCAUGGGAAAUAAAUCACGUCAACAAAAAAAUUCUGUUUACUUUAUAUUUUGCAGCACCAAGAGUCUUCAGAUUCCCAGUGUUCAGAAAGGAAUUCUGCAAUGACCUUAUUGAAGAGCUGGAGCAUUUUGAACAGUCUGAUGCCCCAAAGGGCAGGCCGAACACCAUGAACAAUAAUGGGAUUCUUCUUAAUGAACUGGGCUUUGAUGAGAGCUUCAUCACCCCACUGAGGGAGGUGUAUCUGCGUCCACUCACGGCUCUGCUCUACAGCGACUGUGGAGGAAGCUGCCUGGACAGUCACAAGGCUUUCGUGGUCAAGUAUGCUAUGCGUGAAGAUUUGGAACUCUGCUAUCAUUAUGACAACGCUGAAGUCACUCUAAACAUAUCACUGGGGAAAGACUUUACAGAGGGCAACCUGUUCUUUGGAGGCAUGAGACAGGUGCCUCUGAGUGAGACGGAGUGUGUGGAAGUGGAGCAUCACGUGACUGAGGGUCUGCUUCACAGGGGCCAGCACAUGCACGGCGCUCUGCCUAUCUCUUCAGGCACACGCUGGAACCUGAUCAUAUGGAUGCGAGCUUCACGUGAGAGGAACAAACUCUGCCCUAUGUGUGGUAAGAGACCCACGCUAGUGGAGAGUAACGGAUUCAGCGAUGGCUUCACUAUGGACCCUGAUGGUGACACUAGUAGAAAUGUGUCAUGUUCUUUAACAUGAUGUUGUUCAGUGCUGUUUUUGUCUAAUUUAUGGUCCUUUGCUCAGUAGUUUGGCAAUCAGGACAAAAUAUGCUUUUCGUCCAGUGUGCCUUUUUCAAAAUCAGU
Rhinichthys klamathensis goyatoka is the source of this 1329-nucleotide messenger RNA. It is a transcript of the gene ogfod2, whose product is annotated as 2-oxoglutarate and iron-dependent oxygenase domain containing 2. The record is from RefSeq and is a predicted model, not a curated record. The coding region runs from base 80 to 1225 and encodes 381 amino acids. Gene Ontology annotation, molecular function: L-ascorbic acid binding; iron ion binding; oxidoreductase activity, acting on paired donors, with incorporation or reduction of molecular oxygen. The transcript has 6 exons. NCBI's taxonomy places the organism in Eukaryota, Metazoa, Chordata, Actinopteri, Cypriniformes, Leuciscidae.